Larimichthys crocea (large yellow croaker) is the source of this 3141-nucleotide messenger RNA. RefSeq names its product transmembrane 9 superfamily protein member 5 (gene tm9sf5). Gene Ontology annotation, biological process: protein localization to membrane. The record is from RefSeq and is a predicted model, not a curated record. The transcript is spliced from 18 exons. The coding region runs from base 161 to 2173 and encodes 670 amino acids. Gene Ontology annotation, cellular component: membrane. Lineage: Eukaryota; Metazoa; Chordata; Actinopteri; Sciaenidae.
GAGGCGGACGUCACAAACGCAGCCAGACAGGUCAGCUCGGCGGAGAGACGUAGCCUGCUAACAGUGGACGCUACAGCUAACAAACGUCGCCUUCCCCCUGAAGAAGGAAUACUAUCCUUUGACACGAGUGUAUAAAAACCUCCCGUGUGUCCGCGUUAAGAUGAAGAGGCGGAUACAUUUGAGCUUUGUGCUGGUUUACUCGCUAGUCUCGUAUUUCUCUUCGUGCUCGGCGUUUUAUCUUCCGGGUUUAGCCCCAGUGAGUUUUUGUGAAAACGGCAAAGGUGGCGAAGAUUGCCAGACAGAGAUCCAGCUUUUUGUCAACCGUUUGGACUCGGUGGAGUCGGUCCUGCCUUACGAGUAUGAUGUGUUUGACUUUUGCAAAGAUAUCAAGGAAAAGAGGCCUUCUGAGAACCUCGGGCAGGUGCUGUUUGGGGAACGAAUCGAGUCUUCGCCAUACAAGUUCAACUUCAAACAAGAUGUUCCAUGCAAAACAGUGUGCACAAAGACUUACAAGAAGGGAACCAAGGAAGAUGUAACCAAACUUGAUUUUCUGAAGAUGGGAAUGCAGCUGAACUACCAGCACCACUGGAUCAUUGACAACAUGCCGGUGACUUGGUGCUAUGAUGUGGAAGAUGGUCAGAAGUACUGCAACCCAGGCUUUCCCAUUGGCUGCCUUGUUACUGCAGAUGGCAGAGUUAAAGACGCUUGUGUUAUCAAUGCCGAGUUCAACAAAAAGAACACAUUCUAUGUCUUCAACCAUGUGGACAUCACGAUUACUUACCACAGCGGAGCAUCAGAAGGAUGGAGAGGGGCUCGGCUGGUCGCUGCCACCCUGGAGCCAAAGAGUAUCAAAAAUACAGAUGAGAAAAAUCCAACUUGUAGCGGAGGUACCCCAAUGGAGGUCCCUGGAGAGUUUGAUAAUGAUGUGUCCAUCAUUUACACCUACUCGGUCGAAUUUAAGGAAAACAAUGAAAUCAAAUGGGCCUCUAGAUGGGACUACAUCCUGGUCUCCAUGCCUCACACCAACAUCCAGUGGUUUAGUAUCAUGAACUCCUUGGUCAUUGUCCUCUUCCUGUCUGGCAUGGUUGCUAUGAUCAUGCUGAGAACCCUGCACAAGGACAUUGCCAGAUACAACCAGGUGGACCAGGCAGACUUGAUAAAGCUUCCAUCGGCCAAGGAAAAAUCUUCUCUACCCUAUGAGGACGCACAGGAGGAGUCAGGGUGGAAGCAGGUACACGGGGAUGUUUUCCGUCCCCCCAGGAAAGGCAUGUUGCUGUCUGUGUUCCUCGGACAGGGCACCCAGAUCUUCAUCAUGACCUUUAUCACACUCUUCCUGGCCUGUCUGGGUUUCCUGUCACCAGCCAACAGAGGAGCUCUCAUGACGUGUGCUGUGGUCCUUUGGGUUCUGCUGGGCACGCCUGCUGGCUAUGUGUCUGCACGCCUGUACAAAACUUUUGGAGGUGAAAAGUGGAAGACAAACGUCUUGCUGACAGCCCUCUUGUGCCCAGGUAUUGUGUUUGCAGACUUCUUCCUGAUGAACCUGAUCCUUUGGGUGGAGGGUUCCUCAGCGGCAAUCCCCUUUGGCACUCUGGUUGCCAUUCUGGCCCUGUGGUUUGGAAUAUCUGUGCCUCUCACCUUCAUUGGUGCCUACUUUGGAUUCAAGAAGGCUGCGAUUGAGCAACCAGUGCGGACAAACCAGAUCCCCCGUCAAAUUCCAGAGCAGUCGUUCUUUACAAAACCUAUUCCUGGCAUUGUAAUGGGUGGAAUUUUGCCCUUUGGCUGCAUCUUUAUCCAGCUUUUCUUCAUCCUCAACAGCAUUUGGUCUCAUCAGAUGUAUUACAUGUUCGGAUUUCUGUUCCUGGUUUUCAUUAUCCUGCUCAUCACCUGCUCUGAGGCCACAAUUCUGCUCUGCUACUUCCACCUAUGUGCUGAGGACUACCACUGGUGGUGGCGCUCCUUCCUGACCAGCGGCUUCACAGCAGUCUAUCUGUUCAUCUAUGCUGUGCACUACUUCUUCUCAAAGUUGCAAAUAAUAGGAGCUGCCAGCACCAUCCUCUACUUUGGAUACACAAUGAUUAUGGUCCUUAUCUUCUUCCUCUUCACAGGUACAAUUGGCUUCUUCGCCUGCUUCUGGUUUGUAAAUAAGAUCUACAGUGUGGUCAAGGUGGACUAGAGGACUGAGGGAAAGACUGACUGCUUGCUGUUGCAGUACUGGCUUCCUCAGUGCUGCUGUGUGAGAUAAAGAGGUCUGAGUGGACCUGAACUGAAACCAUCAGUUAUCAUCGAAAAGACCCGAAGAGCAGAGCCCGUCCUCUUUUGUGCUUUAAACUUAUGUUGCUGUUGUUUUCUCUAUAAAAAAAAAAUAUAGAAUUUUGUGUUCACUGUUGACCAGUAAUAUUUUGAAUGGCUCCUUGAAAAUCAGUGUGGAUUCCAAUGAUCUAGCUGUCGUAGUGAGCAGAUUGUUUUGAUGGGUUAACAAGAAAAGCUGAAAUGUCUUUAUUUUUGAUUUUCUAAAGAAAGUAAAAUGUUCUGUAUUUUGCUUUUCUAUUCCCUUUUUGGCUAAAUGUUGUUUUUUCAUAAUCUGUAAUGUAAUGUAAUGAUGGGGAAAAUGUGUGUACAUAUUCUGUAUAAAGAGCGUGAGUGAGAGAAUGCUACUUUAAGAUUGUCACCAUAAUUGUUUUUUUUUUGUUUGUUUUGUUUUGUUUCUUAUUUCCAAGGUAAAGAUGGGGCUAUAAAUCCUUAAAUAUCAGCCUGUAUUGUAGUACAGAACGUAUAUAAAACACUGACAUUACUAUGCUACAUGUCCAUUCUUUUGUAUUUGAUAGCUAUGUUUAAGUUUGCAUAAAAACAAGAGGUACACUUGGUUAAGAAGCACAUCUGUAUUUAUGCUACGGCUACGGUAUGUUGCACAUGAAGGAUGAUCUCUUAAUGACAUGCCUGAUUUGUCUGGCCACAGCAAAGGUUCUCACCUAGUUAUCAUAACGCAGUCCUUGAACUUACUGAUUAAGUACCCUUUAGAUUCAAAUGAGCGGUUUGCUGAAAAUUAACUACAUAAAACACUGCUGCCUUUUUGCUUCAAGCAGUGUGGAGGCAUCACCCAAGGUGAUAACAUUUUUACAAAUAAAUGCAAUUAAUUCUGAA